AUGAUGUACAAGUUAAUCUCAACACUCAUAAUCAAUAAAGAUGAAUAUCUAGAAGACGAACAAGUGUCAGGGGGUAAUGAUAAAUUAAAAAAAGGCAAACACAUGAAGAAAAUAUGGCUACACAGAAGCGAUAAUGAACUAGCUACUGGAAUAUAUCCGUAUAUUUUGCCACUUUCUAUUUUUAAUACGUCGAAACUUCCAAAGUGCCAAAUGUUUAUUAACUCAUUAUGCUUACUGAAUAUAAUAAUCCCUGCAUCUUUAUGUCUUAUGGGAAGUCCACCAAUAAAUUUGCCUCCAUGUCUCAAUUCUGGGACGAGAACUACUAUUAAUGAACGAUAUGGUUGUUCAUGUUCAGAUUCAAACAUGGAUAGACAGUGCAAACUACUCUCCGUUAAUGUUGCCAAUACUCCUAUUGAAAUCCCUUUCUCUUCUUUUGUUAUUAAUAUAACCAAUCAACGAACUGUACAUAUCGGUUUCCAGUUUAUUACUUCAGACAAUAGUGGAAAUGGAACCUUGCUCACAGUUAGGAAUAUGAAUUCUACACAUUUUGUUGGAGGUCAGCUUAUUCAACUCACGGCUUUUCUUGAAUUCGGAAGACUUGGUGUGAACUUUGUAUAUUUGUCGAAUUCAAGGACUCUGCGUUCCUCUUCAGGUGGUGUUGCACUAAAUGAUAAUGCUUGGCAUUACGUAGACAUAUUUCUAGACACUCAGGUUAAUGGAGAAUGGAAUCUAGUUGCAUUGAUAGACCGCUGUAAAUAUUCAGAGUUAGGACCGUGCUCAGUGAAUGACAAAAUUACUUUACCAGUGAACUCAAUAAAAAUGGGGGGAUAUCUCCUAUUGGGUGAUGAAUCUGGUCCAACUGCAGAACGCUUCAGAGGAUGCUUUGAUAGUGUCAUGAUAAAUAGAGAGCUAGUUGACUUUUAUCCAGUACUUCUGUCACAAGUGUCUCGAAGAGGAUGUCCAGAUUCUGAAAGAGGUUGUGUAAGAGGUGGUGUGAAGUUGUGUGGAAAUCACGGGAAAUGUCGAAAUGCUAUAAGUUCUACUGACAUACUGACUUGUCAAUGUGAAGUUGGUUAUCGACCUAAUAUAACUGGAGCCCUAAAACCUCAUAGAUGGCCAUGUGAAGCUGUUUCUGAAGGUUGGUCAACAACUGGCACUGUAUACAAUGCAUUAUUCACCGAUAAAGUGCCUAAUCGUUUACGACUGAGCGUAAGAACAAGAAUACAAACAUUGAUAGUGUUUGCUGUUGCCGCAUGGAAACUUUCUAUAAGUGUUACAAACGGAAUACCAGAUCUGCGUUUUGAUAAUCAAGUAAUCACGCUGAGUAGAGUAAAUAUUUCUGACGGAAAUUGGCAUAUCUUCGAAGUAACAUUUACAUCAAGAUUCUUAGACAUAAGAAUAGAUGAACUUGACAAAGAUUAUUAUGAUUCACGUCAUUUCUCCGAUAAAGAAAUUUCCAGAGGUUCAGUUGAUAUCAUAAUUGCUAAUGGAGCUAAAGAAACUUGUUUAGAUGAUGCUUGGAUAGAUUUUCGCAACAUAUGGCCGGAUUUUGAACAAGACUAUCCCUAG
This is a messenger RNA of Heterobilharzia americana, 1569 nucleotides long. The record is from the annotation of a GenBank genome assembly. Lineage: Eukaryota; Metazoa; Platyhelminthes; Trematoda; Strigeidida; Schistosomatidae.